Molecule: messenger RNA, 2263 nt
Organism: Mugil cephalus (flathead mullet)
Lineage: Eukaryota; Metazoa; Chordata; Actinopteri; Mugiliformes; Mugilidae
Product: histone H1-like
Exons: 1
Coding region: 810-1421 (203 amino acids)
Biological process (GO): nucleosome assembly
Cellular component (GO): nucleosome
Molecular function (GO): structural constituent of chromatin; DNA binding
Source: RefSeq, a predicted model, not a curated record
AAACGAAACUGAUGUAUGUUGAUAAGGUGUGAAUACUGGUAUCUGCUGCUCCACAUCCAGCCACGAACAGAUCAUACAAACACAGAAGAUGUAAUAAACAUGUUGUAAUCUCUCUAUAAUUUCUUGAUAGAGAUUGAAGCCUCUGAUUGUGAUGAUCAGUGAGUCACUGAGUGUUUCCAGCAUCGUUUAGUGGAGAAGGGAAGUCUGUUCCUGAGGAUCAUCUGCGACACAGAUCCGCCCGGAGCAGCGCUGGCGUCCGUGUGUUUACUCCCUCUGAAAAGUGUCUCAAUUCAAAGGCAGUAGAACCCACUAGAGCCGCUGUUAGACUCUGGUUCCGUCCCCAGAUGUCUCUGCUACCAUCGACAUAUCUAGUCUACUAAAUUCGAACCGGUUUGAUAGUUUUUUGGAGACGAAACGUGGAGAAAAGUCGCUGCGAGUUGCACAAAGUCACCGUGAAUCCGGGAGGUUUGAAGCCUGCUGGGACUCACUGGAGGAGCCCAGGGAGACAAACACGGGCUCAGUGUGGAGGGACACGGGUGUCCUCUCCGCUCCGGUGCAACUCGUGAGUGUACAUUGUAGUUUUGUGUGUUUUAUGUGUCCUAGAAGUGGAAGAGAAAACACAAAGUGAGGCUGCACGAGAGGCGGCGGCAGAGCGGCGCGGCGCGUUGCUUCUCUACGGUUCUCAUGGCCGCUGUAAGCCCCGCCCCCUGCUGCGCGUUGCUUCUCUACGGUUCUCGUGUUCGCUAUAAGUUCCGCCUCCUGCCGAUCAGACCAGAUCUUACGCUCAGAUUCCACAUCUGAUACUGAACAUGGCUGAGGAAGCUCCAGUAGCAGCGGCUCCGGCUAAAGCUCCGGCGAAAGCCCCGAAGAAGAAGAGCGCUCCCAAGGCGAAGAAAGAUGGACCCACUCUCCCGAAGCUCAUCGUGGCCGCCGUGGCCGAGUCCAAGGAGCGCAAGGGAAUGUCUCUGGCGGCUCUGAAGAAGGUGCUGGGCGGCAAAGGCGUCGAUGUGGCCAAGGCGAACAAGCGCAUCAACACCGCCGUCACCAAGCUCGUUACCAAGGGCACCCUGGCCCAGACCAAGGGCACCGGGGCCUCCGGCUCCUUCAAGCUCGCCAAGAAGGAGCCCAAAGCCGCCGCCAAGCCCGCAAAGAAGGCCGUGAAGAAGAAGGCAGCCACCAAGGUAAAGAAACCCGCUGCCGCUAAGAAGACCGCUUCGGUCAAGAAGACGCCCGUCAAGAAAACACCCGUCAAGAAGUCGCCCAAGAAGAAGGCAGCGGCCAAGAAACCCGCCGCCGCCAAGAAGGUGGUGAAGAAGAGCCCCAAGAAGGCCGCCGCUAAGAAGCCAAAGGCGGCAGCCAAGAAGACUCCCGUCAAGAAGGCUCCAGCCAAGAAGACCGCAGCCAAGAAGGCCAAGAAAUAAAGCUCUCCUCUGGGAAACUGCAAACAAACAAAGGCUCUUUUAAGAGCCACCACAUCCUCCCCCAAAGAGCUGUCUGCUUACAUCCACAUUAAUUAAUAAAUCAAAUACUAAUACAGUAACACUACAGACAAGUUAGUGAAAAGGCACAUGGAAGCAAAGUAGUAAGGGAAAUGUAUGAACAUAUUUAUUAAAUACACAUGGAUAAUACUUAGUCCUCUGUAUAUGGUACAUACAGUAUAUUGUGCCAUAUGGUCUCAAAUCUUUAAAUACUGUACAUAUGCUAUAAAACUAACCUGUACAGUUGUUAAGCAUUUAUCACUUAUAUCACUUAGUUGAUGGCUACAGGGGUAGGCAGUGCUGCAAUGUAGCGCAGUGUAGAUACGGUUUAUUCCAGGUUUUAUUCAUCACAUGCCACUAAUGAUUGCAGUAAUAUCUAAUAAUUUCACACAACAUGCAAUGUAAAAAAAAAAAAAAAAAAAAAAAACAAUGGCAAGAACGAACGCUACCACAGCUCCUUCAUCCCAACUACCAUCGGGCUGUACAACACCAGCCUGAGUUAACAAUAACUGGGACUAUUAUAUUCCAAUUUCUUUUGCAUUUUUUUAAAUUCCCAACUAUAUACUGACUGCCAGAGUGCUGUAUGUUCUUGUAUAUUUUUAUAUUUUGUACAUUCUUUCAUAGUUGAUAUUGUCUUUCAAUGUUUGAAUAUUGCUUGUAUAUAUUUUCGUACAAAAUCCAGUGCUACUGUGACAAGGUUGUUUCCCAUAAGUGGGGAAAAAUAAGAGUUGUUGUUUCAUAUAGACUUAAGAAAACGCUGUACAGUUGUACUAUGUAGAACAGUG